UCGCGAAUGUUACCGAUAAUUAAGCAAGCGGGUUUCAAUACUAACGAAGUCUAAAUAAUUUUUUUAGUAUCAAUAGUUCUUAUCAUUACUUCUGACAAUAACUAGAACAAUGAAAACUUUGACAAAAAUCGCAAUAGUAAAGAUUUAUCUAUUGAGUGCACAACUGAGUACUCUCAUUUCUACAGAUGGUCGUAAUGCAAAGGGUGGCCAAUCUAGUUCGGGUAUUAUCUCAGGGGUUAAUGGCAUGGAAACAGAGACUUCCAAAGAUCAAACAGACCAAGGAUACAAGUAUAUUGUAGACAUUGAUCGAACUGAUUUAUCCACGCCUGGUAACACUUAUUUAUAUGCACAUUACAAUAAAGAUAACGAUUCAUAUUUGUUAUAUCGUAAAACAAUGGAGACAGGAAAUGACCUCCAAAUAUCCGCAGCCUUGAUCUUCGUGAAUAAUAAGCUUGUUUACAAAUCAAUAUUCGGUGUGAAAAUGAAUCCUGUGUGCGAUCAUUCAUAUCCCGAGGGGUCUACUGAAGCCAAUGUUUGGAAAAUUAUAAAUUUGCUUGUUAUGAACGGCCAAGAAUGCCCAAUACCAAAAGAGACAAAUUAUACUCUUCCUAUUAAGAUGUCAUCAGUAGAACUCACGUUCAAUGAAGCAAUACCAUGUGGUGAUUAUUCGUUAAAUCUCGCUUUCGAUACACCGCAGGAUAAAUUUGCAGUGGGGGCUGAUCUUGCAUUCAAAAUUGAAAAAGGCUCAACUGAGUGUACAGAUAAGACUCGUAAACUUUAGUAAUUAUUCAUUAUUGUAAUGUUUACUAUUCAAAAUGAAAAUAAAACAUUGUGAAA
Messenger RNA from Microplitis mediator, 837 nucleotides. RefSeq lists its product as uncharacterized. The transcript has 5 exons. NCBI's taxonomy places the organism in Eukaryota, Metazoa, Arthropoda, Insecta, Hymenoptera, Braconidae. The record is from RefSeq and is a predicted model, not a curated record. Bases 110 to 781 code for a protein of 223 amino acids.